AUGUUAUCCCCCUCCUAUUAUCUCCCCCAGUCCAUCUGGUUGCGGUGUAUGCAUAUGGCCAAAACGAUGGAAUCUGUCCUUCGUGGACGCCCUCUUGAAGUCAUUCAAUUUGAGCCACCCCCACCACCUCCAUUGCCUAAGCCCGGCCCACCCCUCACAGCAUCACCUGCGUCCAUUUGGCACUAUAAGCCGUUUGAUAGCAGACGCCCCAAGUAUCUCAUCGACUCCCUUGUGUCCUCGUUACGUAGAGCGCACAGGACACGCAUUAUGUUGGAGCCACCCCCAGGCCGCGAAACAGCCAAUGUCUCCGACAUCAAACGUCGAAGGCAGACAGGUAUUGUCAUAACCUUCCGUGCUAACAAUGCACUAGGCAUACCCAAGCAGAUCGAGAACAUUCCCGUGGUCCUGUAUAUUCCUGAUGACCUUUUCAAUGCGGACGGACCCUCGCCUCGACUGGUGAUUGCUCUCGAACAAGUCCAUGCUGUCAAAUCAUCGACAACAGUUAUUGCUACCAAUUUCAACGACAUAGCUAUUUUUGGACUUUCCAAUGCAGUAAAUGAGAGGGGUUUUAUACGGCUCUCGACAGACCGCACUCGUAUGUUACUCACGCUCAGGACAGUCACGGCCGCGUAUCUAUUGCGAGCACUGUACCUUGAGAAUUACAUUAGGCUACCCGACGACUUCGGUUCCGACAUGGAUUGCCUCCUUCCUGCAGGACCACCUGUUAAUCCAGCUGCUCCUCUGGUCCCCGACGAAGAGAUAUUCGAGACCUAUCAACACCAUUCCGACUUCGAUCUCGUCACACUCAAAAGAGAUAGAGAACGGGCUCUUCAAUUUUUUCGAUGGAAGCAACAUGUACGAGCCUCGCAACGGAAACUCAUCGCAGCUCCAGAAGAUUUCAUACAAGCAGCAAGCAAUGGCCUGGACUGUGUUGCGCCGGAACUGGCUCCCUGCUACCAGCUGGACUUCUCUGAGAUUCCCCCCGACACUCUUGCACAUCUAAGCGCAGUCCAACGGCCGUGUCCUCUAUCAGCCGCUGGCUUGCGCAAGCGGUUCAUGCGCAGCAGCCGCUUCAUCUUGCAGAUCCUUGAUGUCGUGGCAAAGGGGUCUUCACGUGGAAUCUGCACGGUGUAUCAAUGUCGACUCAUCUCCAUCGACGGCGUUCAAGUCUCUGAAUCCCCUGUACUUUGCUUGAAAUUGUUCGACGAUAGGUUCCAGGACCUACCUCCUCCGGAAGAGGAGGAAUUAGAAGAACAGCCCUCCCGUUGGCUGUCCCGUCUGGUCCUUGCCGAGUGGCAUGCUCGACAAGAACAUAGUGCUUACAAGAAGCUUGAAAAGGCCCACGGAUCGGUUUUCCCCUGGUACUACGGUGCCCACCAGGUUCAGAGUUGCCGCCAUGCAGCGCGAGUCUUAGACCUGGCAGACAUUGCUCAACAUGACUGGCACUCCAGCCAGGUCCUUGUCCAUACGAAAGGCGACCUUACGCAUGGAGUACUGAUCGAUCUGGCCUCCACCACGCAAACCGUGGACCUGCAGUUUCCCAACUGGUGUCAGAACUUCAACGGCAUGCUGCGCGCGCUUCUGUACGGGAUAGGAAAGGAGGGGGAGGACCGUCGUCUUGUUGAAAACUAUGGACCACCAGAUCCCUGGGUUGACAGUCCUACGAUCAUUCCAAUGCCUCCAGGCGAGUCAGAGAUGUUGCAGGCGCCUGAUCCGUUCCCAUUCAUCGACCCAGACCCGGAGGAGGAGGAGCCCAUUCCUCCUUCUCUGAAUAUACGGUUCCUCUAG
Messenger RNA from Cyclocybe aegerita, 1788 nucleotides. The record is from the annotation of a GenBank genome assembly. NCBI's taxonomy places the organism in Eukaryota, Fungi, Basidiomycota, Agaricomycetes, Agaricales, Hemipholiotaceae.